GGAAACCACAAUUCCCACCACCUACAAACCCACCAAGAACCAAAGCAUGAUACCCAUGUCCAGCGACGAGGUCAACGAAUAGACAACGUCAGGACACACCUUUUCAGUUUUAUUCCUAACUAAUAGAUUGAUAACACACAGCUACAACACAAAAAAGAAAGAAACGAGGAGAGGGAGGAAAAGCUACUGUACCGUACGCAUGAUGGUAGCAGGAAGGGGUAUAUUCCUCCUUUUCUUUCCCCUUUUGCUGCUACCCAUUGGAUCAUCAUUGUCAGGAGCCCUGGCCCAAGAAGACGACAAUGAUGAUACCAUUCGAAUCGCCUGCAUUUUCGACACUACUGGCUAUGAUUGGAGUCCCGAUGUCUUUGAAGUGACCUUUCAACUCAUCAACGAUGGAUGGUGGGGAAUUCUACCCACUUCUACUACUACUAGUAGUAGUAACAACGGUACUUCUACUACAAGAACAAGAGUGACUUAUGAAUUGAUGGACUCCAACUGCGAUGCCAUGGCAGCUACAAAUGCGUAUUGGACCAUGUUUCACAACGACCACAACAACAACGACGACGAUAACCACACGACGCAACAACCAUUACGACGCUUUCAUGGAAUUGUGGGACCCCGCUGCAGUGGUGCCGCCAUUGCGUUAGGGCGAUUUGCGGGAUUGGAGGAAAUUCCGCAAAUAUCUCCCACCACCAAUUCGGCCAUUCUUUCCGAUAAAACACAAUUCCCACUAUUUAGUCGUCUGGUCCCUCCAUCAGAUGAACGAGGACACGUCGGUGCUCUCGUGGCAACGCUACGGCAAUUUGGAUGGGAUCGCAUUGGAAUUCUAGCCACGGAUACGGACUAUUCCAAACAACGCGUGCGCAAUCUACGCAAAGCAUGGAUUGGAAGUCAUGGUAAUAAUACUACUAAGUGGGUUGGACAAGUUGCCUUUGAUGUGUCUUUUCAUGUGGAUGAAGACACCAACCAAGUUGAUUUGGAACAUGCCAAUCAAGCACUCUCCUCCAUCGCCACAAUUCACGAAGAACAAGACGAUCCCAAAGUCAUUAUCCUCGUGGGACACGAUCGACACAAACGGGAUGUACUACGAGAAGCGUAUGCACACCGGUACUUUUCUCCUGCUACGGUUUGGUUGGGAGUGCCGUCCCAUCAAAUCAAAGACAUUCGCUACGAUUUGCAGCGACAAGAUGAACAAGAAGAAUUGCACAUUCCAGGAUGGUUCGAAAUCGCACCGCGACUCAACAAUCGCGAUCCGGAAUAUCAGCGUUUCUUGGCCGCUCUGCGACUGCAUCAACUCGAACACGGCAAGGAAGUCGUGCUGCAGCUUCCCACCCAUGCCGAUCAUUUAGUGGAUGCCAUUCGGGCCAUGGUCCUGGCACUGGUACAAACAAAAGCAACAGAUCGGACCAAUGGCACGGCCGUCGUGCAAACACUACGCAAUUUGCAAUUUGAUGGAGUCGGGGGACGUGUCGAAUUCGAUCCUGCGACGGGAGAUCCCAAAGCACCCGUCUUUUCCAUUCUCAAUGCGCAAUCGGCUGCCACGGGACGUGUCCAGUGGACCGAUAUUGGGACCACGUCCACUACUAUUGGGUCGGUCCAAUUGACACACGGGCUAGCCAGUGUCUGUUUUUCGGCGCAAGAGGGAUGUGGUCUCGCAGCACCACCGGAUGAUUCCUUUCCUCCAUCGGACGACAAAGAGAUUCCCAUUUGGGCCAUUUGUUUGGUCGGCUUUUUCCUCCUCACCAUGAUGGCAUUUCUCUGUCUGGCUUGCAAAUUUCGAGCCAUUCAACAGGCCAAGGCAACCAUUGAGCAAGAACUAGAGACGUUUCGAGAGUCGGUCGUCGGCAUGAAGACGGCCGAAUGUCACUACAUUCCACUCAUUCAAAAUCGCAAAACUGACGAGCAAGAUGACUUGGAGAUGAAUGUAAAUCGACGACAAUCCUUUUAUAUGCCGGGAUAUCAACAAAUGAUGAUUAGUUUUCGGAGACCCAGUGCUGGUAAGCUGCUGAACAACAAAGACAGUAGCAGCCGCAGGUCCGUCCGGGGAGCCUUUCGAGACAGUGUUUUGAAGAGUAUCUCCCGACAAUUGCACUUGCCCAAUCAGGAGGGAGUCGAUAUCACUUUGGGACGACCGGUGCCCGAUGAGCUCGAAAACGAACCGAGACUGGUCGCUUGCCCCGGAGAUGUCAUUCAAAUCACCAUUCAACGAAUCGACGGGUGGGCUUUUGGGACCAAACUUUUUCACAGCGAUGAAGUGGCCGAACGACAGUUGGUGACAUUGGCGCUCAUGAAUAUUGCCAGUGAAGAUGUCGAAGAACGAGUCUCUACAGAAACGGGGUGGUUAGAAAUUGAAAAUACGAGAGAUCCUAGCAAACAAGAUUUGGCGCAGCUGCAUCAGACCAUGGGUGAUGCGACAGAAGCCCUCGAUCCACCGAGUCACUGGAAGAACAUGACGGACGCCACCACGGCGCUACGAGUCGAAAUCGAAGCCGGCAACGAAGAACGAGAAGCCGUCCUCGCGUCGUUCCAGGCCACGUUGCCAUCGAAUACCAAGAUUCAGAGCGUCCAGAGAAUACAAAAUCUCGCGCUGUGGCAGUCUUAUGUGGUGAAACGACGAGCGGUUUACCACAGAGAGACUGGACAUUUCCCUCGAGACGAUGGCAAAGAAGAGCAAUGUCGUACAUUGCAAAAGAUUGAACGGAAAUGGGUGUUUCAUGGCUGUGAUUCCGACGUUGUGGACAAGAUUGUGCAGCAAGGAUUUAACAGAUCCUUCUGCGGCAAAAACGCUACAUUGUACGGAAAGGGUGUAUACUUUGCCAGGGAUUCUGCUUAUUCUUCUGCAACUGUGUACGCGAGGCCAGAUGAAGACGGCUUACAGUAUAUUUUGGCGUGUCGGGUAGUUGUGGGGGAAUACUGCGUUGGCCGUGAAGAUGCUCUGACCCCUGAUGUCCGAGAGGAACAAAGUCAAAUUUUGUUCGAUAGCACAGUUGACAAUGUGGAGGAUCCCACCUUGUUUGUGACGUACCACGAUGCACAGGCAUAUCCAGAGUAUUUGAUCGCUUUCAGCAUCCCUGAAGGUGGCGAUCUGGCCCUCCUCCGAGAACUGGAACAGGCCGGUGCAUCAGCAUCAACGAGCAACCUCUCAACUAUACACCAAAGCACGGAAGGAAGGUCUUCUGUUCGCUUUGGUGAUGAUGGAACCCCCAUUUCGGCUGAGACGAAGGUGUCUCUCUGUUACGACGCUGAGGGAACUCCGAUACCGUCUGAUAAUGCUGGUAAACGAAAGCCUUCUUCUGUUCUGUAUGGAGCCGAAGGCACACCCGUGACGAUGAAGUCCACACCGCCGCAACCAGCAAUUCGCUACGGAGCCGAGGGAAAGCCCCUCUCAUCUGACGACUUUGGCAAGGAAAAGACUUGUGCUGUUCAGUAUGGACCCGAAGGAAAACCCAUUAUGGUGGAGGGGCAACGACAGCACCAAAUUCGCUAUGGACCCGAGGGAAAACCCUUGGCUUCUGACGAUAGUGCAGCAAAGCCUUCAAUAGUGUAUGGAGCGGAAGGAAAGCCCAUUGCGGUGGACGGGCAAUGUCGGAAAAGCCAACAACCAAUUCGCUACGGCGCCGAGGGCAAACCCAUUCGGUAUGGCGCAGAAGGACAAGUUCUUGAUGUGGCACCUGCCGGGCUUUUAGGCAAGGCCGCAUCCGUUCAAUACGGUCCCGAAGGGCAAGUUCUGGAUGUUGGUUCGGUCAGACUGAAUCAGGGACAAAGUCAUGGUGCACCAGAAAAGAUUACAGCAGCAUUCACACCACAGAAGACCGCGUUCCACCAGUCGAAAGACACUGCUUCCGGUCGUUCGUUGCUAGAUGAAACAGAAACUGCAGCGGAAACAGAGGACAUUUCAGAAGAGAUGACGGGCUAGGCUCAUCGGAUGAACUGACACCGGCAGUUCACUACCAUGGCUGGCCUAUCCGAACCGAUAGCAAGAGAGAAUUCCUGCGACGCAAAAGAAAACUUUGAUGAGCGCACCGUUGUUGGCCAAUUAAGCUUGACCCCCGAUGGAGCGAC
Molecule: messenger RNA, 4062 nt
Organism: Seminavis robusta
Lineage: Eukaryota; Bacillariophyta; Bacillariophyceae; Naviculales; Naviculaceae
Source: the annotation of a GenBank genome assembly